Meyerozyma guilliermondii ATCC 6260 is the source of this 1428-nucleotide messenger RNA. It is a transcript of the gene RAV2, whose product is annotated as Rav2p. Gene Ontology annotation, cellular component: RAVE complex. Bases 1 to 1428 code for a protein of 475 amino acids. The record is from RefSeq and is a predicted model, not a curated record. The transcript has a single exon. Lineage: Eukaryota; Fungi; Ascomycota; Pichiomycetes; Serinales; Debaryomycetaceae.
AUGGUGGGGUCCUGUGUGUAUGGCUUCCUGCACUGGUGUUGUAUAGUUGUGCAGGAGAUAUGGUCGACAACAACGGGGGGGUUGGGAUUCGCGGGAGGAAAAGUACACGGGACGAAAAGUACGCGGGCAGGAGCACCAAAGGCCAUAGCGCGCUGCUGCCGUAUGCAGUAUACUUGCCUCGUCUGCUCUGCUCCUUCUCUGCAGUCUCUUACCCCAGCUGUGCGAACCUACUCUCUGCUUCUAACUCCUACUGGCAGCUUCUCUAAUUUUGGCAUGUCUUCCACGGCGCUCCGUGCCCUACAGCAGCAACAUUCUGACACAGAAAUACACUGGUAUGUUUCCUCCAUCAUUAUUCCCGAGCUUCCCCACGUCGCUGAAGCUCUACAAAUAUGUUCCAAUCUUCUCAAAUAUAACGCUCCUCUGGUGCCAGAUCUGAGCCAGCACCAAGAACGUGGACCUCCCAUCAAGCUUCCGGUGUCUUCUACGAAACUGGAGGCCAUAAAAGGAAUUAUGACCAGAGAUGGUGACUAUAUUACCCAAUUGGCAGUGCAAUUGAAAGAGCCUCAUUUCAACAAGGUAUUAAAUAAACUUGUGCUUCGAAAACCAGUGGUGUUGAAACAGGUCUCUGCAGCAAGAUCCGCUAUAGAUGCUGCCCACUCUGUCAUAAACGACUCGUCGGCGUUUCUUUGUUCGCCUUGUUCUCCUCAUCAAGCUGCGCACAACCAUAGACAGCUCUCAGAUACGUUCCGCAACCUCCUUUCCCACUUGGAAGUGGCAAGAAAUAGUCUUCAAAUCCCCAGCGACCCCGCCCUCAUCUUUCCGCUCAAUGUCACUCCUGCCACAUCUUUUGAGCCAGAACUUACACCUAACAUUGCCGUGGAUCUCUACGUUACCAGAGCCGAAGUGUGCAUUGAUUUAAAGCACCUCCACAUUGUCAAGGAAAAGCCAUGGAGCGAAAUCGAUCCGAGGUCAGGAAAGUCCUACGUGGACAAUGUUCGUGACGAAAUGAGGCUUCCGGCUUCCACUAAAUCGACGGUAUCAACGGCUCUGACUCCAAUAGUGCCUUCGCAGCCAUUGAAUAUGGCCGAUAUCGAACUGCGACUAAAUGACAUAAGUCACAAUCAUACUGGCGACAACUCGGUCAACGCGGCUGGUCGUCCGUCCACUCCAACGAUUUUUGGAAAUGUUCUACUGCAUUUGCUGCUCAAGCAUCGCUAUGACCCUAUAGACUACGUCACCAAGUGUGUCACCUAUAACAACCUGGUGGUAAUGAUCAACAAGAAAAUAGAAGUCUCCAGCCCCGACCCGGUGUUGGUGAGUGUUUUCACCAAACUUGAUAGCAUUGCCUACUUGGUUGGAACGUUUCUCGAAAACAUCGAUACUAUAAUGGCCUUAACGAAAAGUGAAAAAAGUGAAGUAACUGAAUGA